AUGUUUCUGCAGCGAGGAUCAAGAGUGCUGAGACGGCAAUGGGGGGCUUCCAAGGCCAUGGGCAAGAUGGCCCUGGGAAACACAACGCCUGCGGCCCCGCGGUGGUUCUCGGAGUCGAGGAGGUUAUAUGCCGUCAAGCCGGUGUUGCUGGCUGACAUUGGCGAAGGCAUUGUCGAGUGUGAGGUCAUCCAGUGGUUCGUCGAGCCCGGCGCGCACGUCGAGGAAUUCUCCCCUCUGUGCGAGGUCCAGAGCGACAAGGCGUCUGUAGAAAUCACAAGCCGCUUCGCCGGCGUCGUCAAGAAGCUAUACUACGAGACGGGCGAGAUGGCCAAGGUGGGCAAGCCGUUUGUCGACAUUGACAUCCAAGGCGGGGCCGAAGCCGACGACGCCGGCGCGCCCAAGGCGGCCGAACCAAGCAAGGACGGAGCCUCAUCUUCAACACCAGCACCCGAGCCAAAGCCGCAUCAGACCGAAGCCAGCGCGCCGGCACAGGUACAGAGCAGUGAGGCCCCCAAGCCCAAGGGCAAGGCCGCGGCACUGGCGACACCAGCGGUGCGACAUCUGUCCAAGGAGCUGAAGAUUGACAUCCUCGACAUCGACGGCACGGGCAAGGAUGGCAGGGUCCUGAAAGAGGACAUUUACAAGUUUGUGCAGCAGAGGGAUGCCAGUGCCAGCGCAUCGGCGGCUUCACAGUCCGCAUCUACACUACCGGGACAGCAGCUACCACAGGCUCCCAGCGGCGUGCAGACAGAGACCAGAGUCCAGCUCACCAACACGCAGCAGCAAAUGUUCAAGACCAUGACGCGGUCACUCAACAUCCCCCAUUUCCUCUACUCGGACGAGGUCGACUUCACAGACCUCGUCCACCUCCGCUCUCGCCUCAACAAGGUCCUCUCCCAGACGCCGGCCGCCCCUGGCCAGGUCACCAAGCUCUCCUACCUCCCUUUCAUCAUCAAGGCCGUCUCCAUGGCGCUGUACCAGUUCCCCAUCCUCAACUCACGGGUCGACAUUGAUCCCGCCACCAACAAGCCCUCCCUCAUCAUGCGCUCACAGCACAAUAUCGGCGUAGCCAUGGACACCCCCUCGGGCCUGCUCGUGCCCGUCAUCAAGGACGUCGGCUCCCUCAACAUCCUGUCCAUCGCCGCCGAGCUCACGCGCCUGCAGGGCCUCGCCGUCCAGGGCAAGCUCACGCCCGCCGACUUCUCAGGCGGCACCAUCACCGUCUCCAACAUUGGCAACAUUGGCGGCACGUACCUCAGCCCCGUCAUCGUCGAGCGCGAGGUGGCCAUCUUGGGCAUCGGCCGCAUGCGCACCGUCCCGGCCUUUGACGAAAACGACAACGUAGUCAAGAAGCACGUGUGCAACUUCUCAUGGAGCGCCGAUCACCGUGUCGUCGACGGAGCGACCAUGGCUCGGGCCGCUGAAGUGAUUCGCCGCGUGGCGGAGGAGCCGGACGUCAUGGUCAUGCAUCUAAGGUAA
Molecule: messenger RNA, 1479 nt
Organism: Trichoderma aggressivum f. europaeum
Lineage: Eukaryota; Fungi; Ascomycota; Sordariomycetes; Hypocreales; Hypocreaceae
Exons: 2
Coding region: 1-1479 (492 amino acids)
Cellular component (GO): cytoplasm; mitochondrion
Molecular function (GO): acetyltransferase activity; lipoic acid binding
Source: RefSeq, a predicted model, not a curated record